Molecule: messenger RNA, 2799 nt
Organism: Oncorhynchus nerka (sockeye salmon)
Lineage: Eukaryota; Metazoa; Chordata; Actinopteri; Salmoniformes; Salmonidae
Product: ephrin-B1-like
Exons: 5
Coding region: 1000-2013 (337 amino acids)
Biological process (GO): ephrin receptor signaling pathway; axon guidance
Cellular component (GO): plasma membrane
Molecular function (GO): ephrin receptor binding
Source: RefSeq, a predicted model, not a curated record
UACGCAGCAGUGUGUGCGAAGGAGUAUUGUAAUGCCAGUUUGGAGUGUGCACUGUACGCUGGAACUAUCACUGGUAAAACUCCUUGCGAGUUCAGGUUAAAUAGGCACAAUAUUUAACUUUAUUUCCCAGCUGUUUUCUUUUUUUUAUAGAUUCUAAACUGGAUUAUUCACCCGUAGCCUAUCAAUGUCGUGAUUCAUGCACUUUGGAUGAAGCAGUUCAGAACGGACUUCGAACAUGAGUUGGUGUCUCCAAUAUACAGGCACACUGUAACAUCUCAAGUGGAUUGGAAUUUCAAUGCACGGGAGAGUAAUUUCCACCUGAAAUAGGGAUUUUUCGCAUUUUAUCGCGAGUGUUUUGGAGUCUGCUACUACACAUAUGGAGUAGGCUAUUUUGGAGAUACGCAAAAUGUUUUCUGUUAGAGCGUUAUUAUAGACGAUACAAUGACAUUGACUUAUCUAUAGACAACGGGUUCACCAUACAAAGAAGAGUAUAAGAAAACAGACGUGCCAGAGAUCUUUCCUGAAGCAAGGACAAAGGGGUCACAUUUACAGUAUCGGAUUGUUAAAUGUGCAUCAGCAACUGUAAAACGCACUCCAGCGCACGGGUUCGCGGGCGAAGACUCCACUUGUUAACCGACUCAACAUUAUGUUCUGACCAGUGACAUUUUGAAACUUGUUAUACCAAGGAGUUAAACGUACGCAUACCUUACAAAUCUAUUCGACACUGGAAGGUGAUGAGAUAAAGAAUCCAGAACAUUGUUUUACCUGCAAUAUACUCUUGUUCUGCUUGCAUAACCUGCACCGAACAGAGGAAACAGGAUUUCACGAUAUCUAUUCAGUGAUGGUUAUCAUUUGUCAUUUUAAACGUGAUUUUACGCAUGAUCUACAUGCGACACUAGCGAAUGGGAUCUAGAAUUGUACAUUUACACUGUAUCCAUUUUUGUUUUUUAUGAUUUCAUCGUGCCGUUGAUUCAUUUGCAUCACUGAAUAAGCGUGGAAAUGGCAGGCUCCUGUUCCAAUUGGAAGUACUACCUUUGGUUUUUGACAGUCUUGUGCAGGUCGCUGUUGCCGGUGGCCAAAACGUUGGAAUCGGUGGUUUGGAACUCACAAAACCCAAAAUUUCAGUAUGGGAAGGGCUUGGUGAUGUAUCCCGAGAUAGGAGACAAGCUGGACAUUAUCUGCCCAAAGGCAGACAUGGGGCGGCCGUAUGAGUUUUACAAACUAUACCUGGUGAAGAAGGAGCAGGCAGACCAAUGUAGCACAGUCAUGGACCCCAAUGUGUUGGUCAACUGCAACAAGCCUGAGAAGGACAUCAAAUUCACCAUCAAGUUUCAGGAGUUCAGUCCAAACUACAUGGGCCUGGAGUUCAAAAAGAACGUCAAUUACUUCAUCACAUCCACUUCCAAUGGGACCCUGGAGGGCCUGGAGAACAGGGAAGGAGGGGUCUGCAACACCCUCUCUAUGAAGAUCGUCAUGAAAGUGGGCCAGGACCCGAACACAGUUGUACCGGACCCAGUGAUAACAGAGAAGCCCAGCCAAGAGGAAAACGUUGUGAAGGAGACAACCACCAAACCAAAUAAGAAGGGGGGCAGUGGUGGGGCCAUGGAGCCGGGCAACAAAGACACCAUGAACCAGGACAACAAGUCAGACUCGUCCGACUCAGCAGAGGGUUUCUUUGCCUCCAAGCCAGCGCUGUUUGCAGUCAUCGGGGCGGGAUGCGUCAUCUUCCUCCUGAUCAUCAUCAUCCUCAUCGUCCUGCUGAUCAAGCUGAAGAAGAGGAACCGUAAGCACACCCAGCAGCGGACCACCGCUCUGUCACUCAGCACGCUGGCCAGCCCCAAGUGCUCUGGGAACGCCGGCUCCGAACCCAGUGACAUCAUCAUCCCGCUACGGACUACAGAAAACAACUACUGCCCCCAUUACGAGAAGGUGAGCGGGGAAUAUGGCCAUCCGGUUUAUAUAGUCCAAGAGAUGCCAGCGCAAAGCCCAGCCAACAUCUACUACAAGGUCUGAGGCAACGACUAUGUCUAGGAUGCUUGCUGUAGGGGAGAAUUCUGGCCUACCUUUUACUACCUUGUCCGUCUGAUGUUGAAAGACACUUUUGAUGUUCAAAAUAGUGACACAAGAACAGAAAUGAAAGAAGGUUGUCCUGGAUACAGUAGUUGAAACAUGAAACAUGUUUCCGGAUAGGCCAAAGGCAGGUUUUUGGAGAGAUUGUGUCGUCUUCUCUUCCUGCUUCAAGCUAGAAAUUUUAAUUCACCCAAGUUUUGCUAUACUGUGUGUCUGAGAAGACUGUAAGACGGUAAAGCCUAUGGCGUAGAGAAGCCUUCACUCUGACAAUGGAGACGAGUUGCAAACAGGGUAUACUACACAAACAAAGGACCCUGCAAUAGGGCUGUCACUCAUGGGCUCCAUUCCUGUAAUGAAGCCUCCAUUGUUUGCUCAGAGACAGAAAAAGGCACAGUGUGAUGACAGCAAAAUACACUUCCCUUUCACAACAAAUGUGUUUUACCUGCGCUAUUGUUUUUUAUCAGUCACCUACAGUAGCUUCCUUUUCACCAGUGUCUGCUCCUUCAACAUUGUGUUUCUUUUCUACUGAAUAUCUAGUUAAUACAUGCUAUAUUAUGGUAAAUAUUAAUAUUUCUACUGAAUAUCUAGUUAAAACAUACUAUAUUAUGGUAAAUAUUAAUAUUUUUCAUGUAUCCUUUACUGAUACUUUGUCACAUGUAGGAGGAUCUGUGUCAUUAAUGGCUAUUUUGAGGUUUUCCACUUUCUGUUUAUAAAAGAAACGAACACUUA